GCCGAGCCAGAGCCCCGCGGAGCCUGGACGCAGCCCCAGCCGCAGCCGGAGCCGGUGGAGCCCGGACACCGGACCCCGCGCCCCGGCGGCGCCGGAGCCCCGGCCGGAGAAGGCAUGUGCCCUGGGCUGUCAGACACCCUUUAACCUGGUGGUCAAGAUGAGGCUGGAAUCUGCGAGGCCUGCAGCCUGAGCAGUAGCAUGGCCUGCCAAUGAGGUGAACACCAUGGCUGCAGGGGGUAGCCGGGCCUUUGCCUGGCAGGUGUUCCCACCCAUGCCCACCUGCCGGGUGUAUGGCACGGUCGCACACCAGGAUGGGCACCUGCUAGUGCUGGGGGGCUGUGGCCGGGCUGGGCUGCCCCUGGACACUGCCGAGACCCUGGACAUGGCCUCACACACAUGGCUGGCACUAGCACCCCUGCCCACUGCUCGGGCUGGCGCGGCCGCUGUGGUGCUGGGCAAGCAAGUGCUAGUGGUGGGAGGUGUGGACGAGGGCCAGAGCCCAGUAGCUGCCGUGGAGGCCUUCCUGGCCGAUGAGGGCCGCUGGGAGCAUCGGGCCACCCUCCCACAGGCCGCCAUGGGCAUCGCCGCUGUGGAGAGAGACGGCCUGGUGUACGCUCUGGGCGGAAUGGGCUCCGACACAGCCCCCCAGGCCCAGGUCCGGGUGUACGAGCCCCGCCAGGACUGCUGGCUCUCACUGCCUUCUAUGCCCACGCCCUGCUACGGAGCGUCCACCUUCCUGCACGGGAACAAGAUCUAUGUCCUGGGGGGCCGCCAGGGCAAGCUCCCCGUGACUGCUUUUGAGGCCUUUGACCUGGAGGCCCGGACCUGGACCCGGCACCCAAGCCUGCCCAGCCGCCGGGCCUUUGCCGGCUGCGCCAUGGCCGAAGGCAGCGUCUUCAGCCUGGGGGGCCUGCAGCAGCCUGGGCCCCACAACUUCUACUCGCGCCCGCACUUCGUCAACACCGUGGAGACGUUCGACCUGGAGCGCGGCUCCUGGACCAAGCUGCCCCGCGGCCUGCGCAUGAGGGAUAAGAGGGCCGACUUUGUGGUCGGCGCCCUUGGGGGCUACAUUGUGGCUGUGGGGGGACUUGGGAACCAGCCGUGCCCGCUGGGCUCCGCGGAGGGCUUCAGCCUUGCCCGGCGGCGCUGGGCAGUGCUGCCCGCCAUGCCCACCGCCCGCUGCUCCUGUUCCAGCCUGCAGGCGGGGCCCCGGCUGUUUGUCAUCGGGGGCGUGGCACAGGGUCCCAGCCAGGCUGUGGAGGCUCUGUGUCUGCGUGAUGGGGUCUGAAUCCUGCGGGGACCUUGUCCCCUGGAGCAGCUCAGGGCCAGAGGCAGCUGCUCUGUGGGAUGCGGGCGCUGUGACACAGCCGUGGGGACGGGCGGGAGGCGCCAUCCAUAGCGUAGGGUACCCAUACGCUUCCACCACCUCACCCCCCUUCACUCAUGGCCCUGGCCUCCCCGACCCUUGCUCUGGGACCUACGGGCCCUCUGUCCGAUUGGGAAGUGGGGGAGGGAAGAGCCGGCCUCAGCCCUGCAGGGUCAGUGCCUGCCUGGAGUCGACCAGGCCUCCCCGUGACUAUUCCUGAGAAGUCCUGCCUGCCAGCCUGCCUUGGAGGCCCCUGGGGACCCAGGAGAGUUGGGGAGGGUGGGGGACACAGAGGGAAUGGAAGAGCAACCGCAGGAACCUCCAAAGGGUCAAAAACGUUAGCCUUGGGCCCUUUACACUGUUGGCUGUGUGACCUCGGGCCGGUCAUUUCACCUCUCUGUGCCUCAGCAUCCUCACCUAAACGGGGAUCUCCGAAACCUUCCUGCCCUACCUACCUCACAGGGCUGUUGUGAGGACCCAGGGAGUUCAGAUAUGGAAGUAAAGAUGCUGCUAAAAGCUGGUGUGUGGCCCUGGUGUGGACUCCUGUCCCCCGCAGCCCUGUCCUCCUGUGGAGCUUCCAUUGUCCCAAGGAUAAGGGUCUAGAAGAGCCUUUUCGAUCGGCUGCUGCACCCAAAGUGUCUGCUGUCUCAGCCCCUCCUCAGCCUCCGAUUCUCCUUGGGGACCCAGGGCGGCCGCUGUCCCGCUGUCCUGGAUGGUGGGGGUCCUCGCAGGACAAGCAGAAAAGGACCACACACCGUGCGGGCAGGACGCUCCCCAGGCCUGGGCCUCAGCAUCUCGGCCACACCUUGCUCGCCGCCAACGGUCUCGUGGGGUGUGGCGGACAGCCUCCCUCCGUCCCAGCUGCAGGGAAGCCGUCUGCUGGGCAGGACUGUGUAGCCGCCACCAGACCCCUAGAGGUGAAGCCCCCGAGAAGCCAAGCUGCUGGCCCUCGCCUCGUCGUCCUGGCUUCGCUGCCAUUAGUUAGGGCCACUGGCUCUGGCUUCCUGCAGUCUCACUGAGUGUGAGGGGCUCACAGCUGGGUUUGCUGCAAGAAUGGAUUUGGGGUCCCAGAACCCAUCUGCUGUGGCCAUGGUAACCCUCCUGGACCCAUAGCCUCCUGCUGGCUGUGCCCCUUCUCACUCAACGGCAGAGCUCCCAAGGCAACAACCCCUGCCCAGCACAUAGGCACCAGGGGCACCAGUGCCAUAGGAGCCGGGCAUAAGGCCUGG
Molecule: messenger RNA, 2595 nt
Organism: Myotis myotis
Lineage: Eukaryota; Metazoa; Chordata; Mammalia; Chiroptera; Vespertilionidae
Gene: KLHDC8B
Product: kelch domain containing 8B
Exons: 6
Coding region: 224-1288 (354 amino acids)
Molecular function (GO): protein binding
Source: RefSeq, a predicted model, not a curated record